This is a messenger RNA of Petromyzon marinus (sea lamprey), 7720 nucleotides long. RefSeq names its product phosphodiesterase 2A (gene PDE2A). Lineage: Eukaryota; Metazoa; Chordata; Hyperoartia; Petromyzontiformes; Petromyzontidae. Gene Ontology annotation, biological process: signal transduction. The record is from RefSeq and is a predicted model, not a curated record. Gene Ontology annotation, molecular function: 3',5'-cyclic-nucleotide phosphodiesterase activity; protein binding.
GCCCCGUGCACGAAUAAAAAGCGCGCGACAAGACGCGCCCCAUCUCGCUCGCCCGCAGUCCCCCAGCGGUGGCGCACAGGCUCAGAGCGGCGGCGAUGAACCACGCAUCUCUGCUGCCGCUACUGGGAGCGCUCUGACUGGCAGCCCGCCGUUAAAUAAUAACACUUGAUUCAUCGUCACCAUAAUAAUAUUAAUAUAUACUGUGCUCUCGAUAUAUUUCCGUGAGCGAGAGGGAGAGCAAGGCAGAGAGGGUAGAGAGAUCGGGAUGGGGCAAGCGUGCGGACAUUCCCUGCUCUGUCGAAGCCAUCACUACCACCAGACGGACGAGGCGAGGGGGCGGCAAGCGUUCGCUGCAGCGGCUGCGGCGGCUGCGGCGGCGGCUUCUGGAGAGAGGAGAGCGGUGGAGGCUGCCGAGGGGGAUGCCGAGCCGCACCUGCCCGACUGCCUGCAGGAGGCUUUGCUGCGCCUGGGCGGGGUGGUGGAUGAACGUUCUCUGCGGAGCGCGGUUGUCGAGAUCGUCCGUCUCGUGAUUCCACACACGGAAAAAGUAUUUGUUUACCUCCGAGACCCCGACACCGGCGAGCUGCGCUGCUGCGACCCACCUCACCGGCUCCCAGACGAUGUCUCCGUCAGGGAGGCGGUGGACAGGGGAAGCCGCACCGAGUGCCGCGGCCUCGAUCACGCCGACCGGAGGAGGGACGCGGCUCCCUCCCUCCUGUCGGAGCCUCUGCCCGACGGCAAGAGAGUGAUCAUCGUGCCAGUGAUGGACAGCUCCGAUCAAGUGGCCCUCGUGGUGCUGGCGCUCUGCGAGCAGCUGUCGCCCAUGGAAGACGCGUCGCUUUCGUUCCUGGAGAAGCACGUUGCCGUUUGCUACAAUCGGAUGGCCGCGGUUCCUCGCCCCUCAGCGCAGUCCCACAAGGGCCUCCCUUGUACCCAGAAUUCUCUGCCAAAAGCCAGACUGACCAAUCGGUGCCAGGCAGGGGACGACAAUGACUCGGCAGACCACAAGAUCUUGCAGCUCUGCGGGGAACUUUAUGACCUCGACGCGGCCUCCCUUCAGCUGAAGGUCAUUCAGUUUCUGCAGCAGGAGACGCAGUCCGAGUGCUGCUGCCUGCUGCUCGUCUCGGAGGAUGCCAACCAGCUCUUCUGCCAGGUUGUUGGCGACAAAGUUCUGGAGGAAGAAAUCAGCAUUCCGCUCAACUUCGGUCGUCUGGGAGUGGCGGUGGAAAACAAGAAAUCCAUCACGCUGAGAGACAUUAGUCAGGAAGAGCAAAACCACCUCAACUCACUGUUGGGCUUCCGUGUGAACUCCAUGCUCUCGGUGCCCAUCGUAGCCCGAGCCACAUCCCAGGUUGUCACCCUCGCUUGCGUCUUCAACAAGCUCCAUGGGCAGAGCUACACGGAGACGGACGAGCGCAAGAUCCAACACUGCUUCUGCUUCACGUCCACCGUGCUCACCAGCACCAUCGCCUUCCAGAAGGAGCAAAAGCUCAAGUUCGAGUGCCAGGCUCUGCUGCAAGUUGCCAAAAACCUGUUCACUCAUUUAGACGACGUGUCCGUUCUGCUGCACGAGAUCAUUCAAGAGGCGAGGAAUCUGAGCAAUGCCGAAAGGUGCUCCGUGUUCCUGCUCGAUCGCAGCAGCCAUGAGCUCGUGGCCAAGGUGUUCGAUGGCGGCGUCGUGAGCGACGAGAGCUAUGAGGUCCGCAUCCCGGCCGACCAGGGCAUCGCGGGCCACGUGGCCACCACCGGGGAGGUCCUCAACAUCAAGGACGCGUACUCGCACCCCCUGUUCUACCGCGGCGUCGACGACAGCACGGGUUUCCGUACGCGCAGCAUCCUCUGCUUCCCCAUCAAGGACGAGAACGAGGAAGUGAUCGGGGUUGCGGAGCUCUGCAACAAGAUCAACGGGCCGUGGUUCUCCAAGUUUGACGAGGACCUGGCCACGGCUUUCUCCAUCUACUGCGGCAUCAGUAUCGCCAACUCACUGCUGUACAAGAAGGUGGCAGAGGCACAGCAGCGGAGUCAGCUCUCCAAUGAGAUGAUGAUGUACCACAUGAAGGUGUCGCCAGAGGAGAUGAACAAGGUGCUCAACUCCAGGAUCCAGACGGUGACGGACAUCCACCCAGACUUUGCCAAGUUCACCUACACUCCACGCUCCCUGGGCGAGGACCAGACCAUUACGGCCAUCCUGGGCAUGGUUGAGGACAUGGGUUUCAUCAACAACUACAAGUUGGACCUGCGGACUCUGACCAGAUGGUGCCUGAUGGUCCGCAAGGGAUACCGCGAUCCUCCCUAUCACAACUGGAUGCACGCCUACUCGGUCUCCCACUUCUGCUACCUUCUCUACAAAAACCUCGAUCUGGGAAAAUACCUUCAGGACAUGGAAAUCUUUGCUCUGUUUGUUUCGUGUCUCUGCCAUGACCUGGACCAUCGCGGAACAAACAAUUCCUUCCAAGUGGACUCGAAAUCAGUCCUUGCUGCUUUGUACAGCUCCGAAGGCUCCGUGAUGGAGAGGCAUCAUUUCGCUCAGGCUAUCGCCAUUAUCAACUCGGCUGGAUGCAAUAUACUUGAGAAUCUUUCCAGAAAGGAGUACCAGAGGAUGCUGGACCUUAUGAGGGACAUAAUCUUGGCUACAGACCUCGCUCACCACCUCCGCAUCUUCAAGGACCUGAGGAAAAUAGCCGAUGCCGGGUACAAUCCGGACAACGGUCACCAGCACAGCUUGCUGCUCUGCCUGCUCAUGACCUCGUGUGACCUUUCCGACCAAACCAAAGGCUGGAAGACCACGAGGAAAAUCGCUGAGUUGAUUUACAAGGAGUUUUUCUCACAAGGAGAUCUGGAGAAAGCCAUGGGCAAUCGGCCGAGCGAGAUGAUGGACAGGGAGAAGGCCUACAUCCCUGAGCUACAGAUCAGCUUCAUGGAGCACAUCGCCAUGCCUCUCUUUAAGCUGCUCAAGGACAUGCUGCCGGGCGCCGCCGAGCUGUACGAGCGCGUGGCCGCCAACAAGGAGCACUGGAUGCGCGUGUCGCACAAGUUCACGAUCCGCGGGCUGCCCAGCGACAACUCGCUGGACUUCCUCGACGAGGACCUCGAGGGCAUCUUCGACAGCGGCGCCGAGGACGCCGGCGAGCAGGCGUCGAGCAGCCCCGUGCCAAAGCGGAGCCACAACGGCGUGGCGGCGGCGGCGGCGACUGCGACGGAGGAGGAGGAGGAGGAGGAGCGGGGGGAUGAGGAGGCGGUGCGCGGGCCUCGGGGCGGACCGCCGGGCAGCGUCAACGGCACGAGGGCCGGGGCCAGGGUCGAGGUGCCCCCCCAUCACCACCACCAGACGGGCAGAGAAAGUUGAACGGGGCAGCGUCGUAGAGCGGUGAAGACAGAAGAAGAAGAAAAAUGAAGAAAGUGUUACAACAGCAGCAACAGCAAAAGAGAGACAUUGUUCCGUGCGGGUGAUUUUUUUUUUUACAUGUAAAAAUAUAAGGAAAUAUCAAAAAGGACAAAUUACAAAGAUAUAAUAUAUUACGAUAUUAAUUCACAAAAAAUAUAGCCCGGUUUCUCCACCCCCCCCCCCCCCACCACAUUUUGUUCUCACUGCUGGAAAGGUGAAACGUCUUUCAUGCUUGUUGUCAUCGUUGUUUGGUCACGGUCGUGAAUAUCCCAGUGCUUUUCUUGCCAUGCCUUUAUAUAGAUUUUAUCGAGUGUGUGUGUGGGGGGGGGAGGGGUUUAAAACACGUUUGAAAAGGACACAUUUUGUGAACGAUGCACAUAUUUUUAUUUAUUUUCUAAAUUGCACACACGUCGCUACUCAAAGCAAAAUGUUGCGAGCUGGAAUUUGGGAUUUGUCUUUUGUGCUGAUAUGAUGCUUACAUGUAUCCGUGUACGUGUCUUUGAACAUUUUUAAACAAAGAUUUUUGGGAAAACAAUUCUCAUUUAAAAUAUAAAAAAUAUAUAUAAAAAAACACGAAAAACACUACCUAUGCAAUGUGAUAAUUUGUCAAUUGAGUGGCACCUAGGGACGACAUCCCAUAACACAGUAGGCAUCCCCCGAAACACGUCAUGGAAUUAGUGAAGGUGUUAAUGAGAUUGAAUCACAAUCAGAAGAAUAUGCGUGUAAAUACGUGUGUGUGUGGGUGGGUGCGGCGUGUAUUUGUGUAAAUUAUUGUGACAGGUCCGACCAAUAUUACAUCUCCCCCGUAUACCGGUUUCCCUCGCUUUAUGCGGUAGUCGUAGAUGCGUUCCAACAAAAGGACCGCACAAAGCGAGACCCCACAAGGAGACGGCUCUGCCGAGUAGCGCGCACAGUACACACACACACAUUACACACACACACAGUACACGCACAACGUUGUCCCACAUCCGCACCGCAUAGCGAAUUUUGGGUAUAAAUGGGUUCGCCGCAUAUCCAGCGCGAAAUCGCACAAACCGAACCCGCAUAGAGGGGGAGGGUGAACAUGUACUACUUUAAAGACUGUGGGAAGCUGCGGCAACGUGAUUCGUGCUACAAACGAGCCGCGUUCAUCGACUCUUAGCCAUGGCUUACAUCGGUGGCGAGUGGUGUCUCAACCAAUCCAUGGGCUCGGGCCUUAAGUGCGCAUCUUGUACCACGCGUGAACAUCAACACUGGGGAGACAAGAGCAGCGGGCCAUACUGCUGACCACACCACCCACAUAUGCACCAUGCCGAAUAUAAGUACCUUGAUAGGCACUUGCGAACAGCACUUGCCCCUACACUCUGUAUGGCUAUGCGGGUGAUAUUUGUAUAUACAUUACAUUUACUAUACAAGAACAAUGUGUAUACUUAAAAUUCAACUACGUAGAUUGUAAAGCUAUGGAGAAAUUCUGAAUCUGCAAUUAUUGACGUUAAAUUACAUAUUGAUAAUUUAAAACGAAAAACCAGACUUUCCAUUAAGGGUUGACUUUUCAGUUGUUAAAUUAUCUUUAUAUAGCAUUGUUUUUGCUGAACGUUAAUGUUUUAAUUCUAUCCGUUGAAGCCUGAAGUGGAUUAACCUGGUCAGGAAGGGGGUCCUCUUCAAGGGAGUGGCCUUUGGUGAGGGAGUGAUGUACUGGACAUCUGUGAACAAACUGGUUUAUAACCCAUCGGAUUCCUCCAGUUUGAAUAAAUAUUCUGAUUCUGAAUUCUUCGGUGGGGGGGGGGGGGGGCUUCAGUGAGUGAGGGGCUCCUUGCAGAGGGACGGGUCCUCGGAUGAUGGAGGGGUCUUUGGUGAGGGAGGUUUCCUCAGUGUUUCUGAUCAACGUGUUCACCAAGUGCCACUGCAGGCAUUUAUCCACUGAAAAAAUAAAAAUACGAAAUUGACUCGGAUUGCGCUGCUUUAACAUCACGUUUUUAAAUUCUGAGUUUCAGAAUCGUUGGGCAUGAUCUUGCGAUUCUGGAACGCAGAUGCGAUCUUAAACGUGCUUAUAGCUGUAUAUAAAUAUGGGCUAAAUAUUUUUAAAGUACAUUUCACGUGGCCAUGUGGAAGCUUUAUUUCACAUUUUUUUCCCAAAACUCUAGUUCUGUGUAGAUGACUGCUGCUUUACCUUUGAUGUUUUCUUUACCUUCAUGGACAUUAAACUCUUGUUUAUGGGAUUUGAUUUUUGCUUUCAGAAUGUAAGAACUGGCACCGGUGUUUGGCGGCAUGGGCAUUAGCAAUGCCAAGCGCGAUGUGACAUUUCUGCAGCAGCAAUUGAAAAGGAAAUGGGUUGGCGAAAAAAAAUCUACCUUAACUUGAGACAUUGACAAGCAUCUGACAGUUAUUGCAUCCAGAGACUUUUGUACCAUGCAGCGACAUUUGUAGUUGUGCAUGUUUCCUUUCUACCUUGAGCCCAAAGCUUUCCUCUUAAUGUCCCUGUACGGAAGAAAUAUGCUCAGAGUAAGUAUGUUGCAAUUAUGAUUGAUUGCCCGACGAUCUGGUUUUAGUUUUAGAAUACAAAUUUGUAAAAUGAAUAAUGACAACCCAUACAAAUGUACUGACGUGCUUUUGUGGAGAAUUAUGACGUAAUGCAUUCAAUAAACAAACAUCUGCUUGCCUCUCAACACAAAACAAAUACCUUUUAGUCCAUCAGACCAUUGGAUUUCUGAGCUAAUGUUGUUCAGCAUAAUACAUUUUAAAAGUCGAACUCUGCUGAUGAGUAACCACAAGGUCAAAGCCAGUUAAAAUUUGGCGUAUUUUAAACAAAUGCUGCUGGAUAAUAUUGUAUCGAAAAGGCCAGCAGGCAAUCAAUCGAUGUUUAUUUUGUCACGCAGUAAGUCCCGUUUAGCAAUUUAUCCCGUUAGUUUGCAAGGGAGAUCCCCCGUGCAUCACAACAAUAACAUAAACAUCAACCCGAUGUUAAUGUGGCUACAAGGCUAAUGCGACUAAAACGUAUUUGUUUUAAUUGUGCCAACAUUGAUCAGAGAGUCUGUUUUCACAAUAAAUAUUGAUGUUGGAUAUCCCUUCGUGACAGGUUGAAGAAGAUGGCCUCUACCGACAAACCCGCAACGCAAUUUCAUACAAUUCGGAAAACUCCACCGAAGAGCAACGACUUUUGCUGCUGACGUGACAACCGCGUGCCCUUGGCAAAAACACUAAACUAAAACUUUGAGAUAAAUGAAUAUUCAUCACGUGGCCAGAUUCGGCACAGCUUCCAUAUUUGCGCGUCUGAAAUGGAGAGUGCGACGUGAUGCCUCCUCCCCCAGUCGUGUUGUUUCUGCCUUCCUCACUGCACGAGCUGUGGCACUGCUGCACGUGAUUAGAAUGUUGGCGAAGAAUUCCCCCGGAUAGAUACAUUUUUUUUGGCAUCGUACGUUUAAAAAAAAAAAGAAUCUCCAAUAAUCCGCAGAGUUGCGUCGUCGCCCGAGUCAGCCCGUCGAGGUUUGAUGGCAAUGCGUGCGACAAUAACAACAAAAAAAACCGGUGUUGAGAUAGCAAAAAAAAAAUCACGAUAGGGAGUCCCAGCAUGCUUUGCAUGUCAAGGUGACAUCUCGAUGACAAUGAUGACGAUGAUGCCUUGACAUGAAACGCAAGCGUGGGGUUCCUGCCUAAAUACACACAUGUGCAUAUAUUAUCACAAAUUUCAGCUUGCACGCAUACGCAUAUAUAUAUAUAUUUCCCCCUCUGGCUGAUGGUGUUUUCUCUGGCACACCGGGUAAGUCUUUAAAUGUGCAGUCAACAGCAGCAACAGAGACGACGAAAGUGGAGCCAGAACGAUGCCUUUUUUCUCUCUCGCCACUGUUCGUGCCAUCGGGCGUGCAUUGCAGUGUCGCGUUAUGUAAGCCAGUCGAUUGAGAUCCAUAACACGAGGAGUGAAACGAAUUCUGCUCUUCAUAUUUAGUACGCGCUCUGUCGCUCUCUAAACAGAAGAUGAUACUUCAUUAUUUCACCAUUGGCUGCGGUCGUGAUAUGUACAGAAUAUUUAAAUAGUGUACAUAAAGCAAAGCAGAUCUAUACCUUCGGUUUGUAGGAUUACACGCUUUUAAUUGAUAGUUUUCCUUUUUUGGACUAUUGUUUAAGAGUUAAAAUUCCUACAGUGUUAUGACACAACUUGCUGGGAGUAUAUAUAAUUUUUGGUGAUUGGUAUGCUUGUUCUUGAUGCUUUGCGUUAUAUAUUUUUUACUCGGUUUUAAUUAUUUGUCUAUAUGUACGGGGGGGGGGGACACAAGCUACGUUUGCACCUGCUCGUUAAGUUAUGGUGAUGGAUCUGUACAUAACUAAAUACUGUAUUAAAGUGUGGGGCCUUACACCGGA